UCUUGUUUUUGGAUGAUUUUCAAAGUGAUCUUUUUCUCAGUAUUGCCCGGUCAACCCGCGCAGUUUAGCAACAUUGAAAACAUAUUUUUGAAUAUGUUAACAAUAAUAGUGAAACUAUAAAACAUGCUUAGAACGAGCACGCACACUUUAAUAAUGAAACUUCGAUCGUUUCCAACAAUUCAAGAGAUCAAGAUAACUUCUAAGGAACAUAUCGGCAUGUUGUCUUCUGAAAAGGUGCAAAAAUUAACAUAAAUAUAUUCCUCCUCUUGGUCGAAACACGAUAAAUUCAACAUAAUGUUACGAUCAAUGUACAUGUUACCAAAGACAAUCUUAUGCGUACUGUUAAUGUCAACAUUUCUAAGCAAACAUGCGAUUAAAGCCAGUGAAAAUACACACUAUCUGCCACCACUAGAAUGCUACGAUCCUUUUGGAAGACCGCAGCGUUGUAUACCGGAGUUCGAAAAUGCCGUUUACCAAGUCGAAAUUGAAGCCACCAACACAUGCGGUGAAGAUGGAGACACUCACUUCUGUGUCCAGACUGGAUAUUCUAAUAGGAAAAGUUGUGACGAUUGUCGCGCGGGUCAACAUUCUCCACAUUUUCUUACUGAUUUACACGAUCCAUCAAAUCCGACAUGGUGGCAAUCGGAAACUAUGUACGAAGCGGUGCAAUAUCCAAACCAGGUUAAUUUAACUCUAAAGCUUGGGAAAUCAUUCGAUAUUACAUACAUUCGAAUAGUAUUUUAUUCUCCGCGUCCUGAGUCGUUCGCUAUAUAUAAGAGAGUUACACCAAACGGUCCAUGGCUACCAUAUCAGUAUUACAGCGCAACUUGCAGAAAUACUUAUGGACUCCCAGACUCGCUAUCUGUCAUGAAAGGAGAAGAUGAAUCUCGUGCACUUUGUACCAGCGAAUAUAGUGAUAUUUCGCCGCUACGCGAUGGUAAUAUUGCCUUCUCAUCUCUCGAAGGAAGACCGAGCGCUAUUAAUUUCGACCACAGUCCUGAACUACAGCAAUGGGUAACCGCUACAGAUAUUCGAAUAACACUAGAUCGUCUGAACACUUUCGGAGAUGAAGUAUUCGGUGAUGCUCAAGUGCUGAAAUCGUAUUUCUACGCAAUAGCUGACAUUGCGGUUGGUGCUAGAUGCAAAUGUAAUGGCCAUGCCAGCGAAUGUGUUACGAGUACCACUUCAAGCGGACAGCGGGGACGUGUAUGCAAGUGCCAACAUUUUACCGACGGACCAGAUUGUGAAAAGUGUUUGCCGUUCUACAAUGAUGCUCCCUGGGGACGCGCCACUUCGAAAAAUGUUCACGAGUGCAAACCAUGUAAUUGCAAUGGUUACUCUAACAAAUGCUUUUUCGAUCGUCAACUGUAUAAUUUAACUGGCCACGGAGGACAUUGCAUUGACUGUGGUGCCAAUCGUGAUGGGCCUAACUGUGAACGUUGUAAAGAGAACUUCUACAUGCGUGAAGACGGUUAUUGUAUCAACUGCGGAUGUGAUCCGGUAGGCUCGCGAUCGUUGCAGUGCAAUGCUGAGGGAAAAUGUCAGUGUAAACCUGGAGUCACCGGAAGUAAAUGUGAUCGUUGUGAAAAUAAUUUCUACAACUUUGGUCCACACGGUUGUCAGCAGUGCAAUUGCGAUAUCAGAGGAUCGCUCGAUAAUACACCGUCAUGUGAUCCUGUCAAUGGAAUCUGUACAUGCAAAGAAAACGUUGAGGGUCGUCAUUGCCGUGAAUGUCGCCCGGGUUAUUUCAAUCUGGAUUUGGAAAAUAAAUUUGGAUGUACGCCAUGUUUCUGCUAUAGUCACACCAGUGAAUGUUCAAGCGCUUCCGGUUACUCGAUUGUCUCGACAACUUCCAAUUUCAACAAACACAAGGAAAAAUGGACAGCUGCUACCGCUGCAGGACAUCCAGUUGAUGUCAAACAUAAUUCGAAAAGCCAAUCGAUUGGCGUUAGUGCAGAGGGAUACGAGCUAAUCUACUUCUUAGCGCCAGAUCGCUUCCUCGGGGAUCAGCGAGCUUCCUAUAACAGAAUUUUGAAGUUCCGUCUCCAGCUUGUAGGACAACCUAGACCAGAUGUCAAUACAUACGACGUGAUCCUUCAAGGGGCAAACAGUAGUAUUUCAUUACCCAUUUUCGCCCAGAAUCAACCAAUGCCUGAUGAUGAGUUCAAAGAAUUUGCCUUCAGACUUCAUGAACAUCCAGAAUAUUCCUGGCAACCAUCUAUGUCUGCGCGAGGGUUCAUGUCAAUUUUAAGCAACUUAACGGCCAUUAAAAUACGGGCCAUCUACUCUGCCUAUGGGGAAGCUUUUCUGGAUGAUGUCGAACUUCAGACAGCACAUCGAGGAGCUGCUGGGCGUCCAGCAACCUGGAUUGAACAGUGUACCUGCCCCGAAGGAUAUUUAGGCCAGUUCUGUGAAUCUUGUGCUCCUGGAUAUAGACACAAUCCAGCUCUAGGCGGCCCAUUCAUGCCUUGCAUACCCUGUGAUUGUAACAAACAUGCCGAAAUAUGUGAUUCAGAGACCGGUAGAUGUAUUUGUCAACAUAACACCGCCGGUGAUACAUGUGAUCAAUGCGCCAAAGGAUACUACGGAAAUGCUUUGGGCGGGACUCCAUAUGAUUGUAAACGAUGUCCUUGUCCAAACAAUGGGGCUUGUAUGCAAAUGGCGGACGAUUCAGUUAUAUGUCUAGAGUGCCCUGUAGGAUAUUUUGGUCCUCGCUGUGAGCUCUGCUCUGACGGUUAUUAUGGUGACCCAACUGGUGUUCAUGGAGCUAUUAGGAUGUGUCAGACAUGCGACUGUAAUGGGAAUGUCGAUCCGAACGCUGUUGGUAACUGCAAUCGUACCACUGGUGAAUGUUUGAAAUGUAUACACAACACAGCCGGUCUGCACUGUGAUCAAUGUCUACCAGGACAUUUCGGAGACCCUUUCGCAUUACCCCAUGGAAAUUGCGAAGAAUGUAGUUGUUAUCCAAGAGGAACAGAGCAAACUGAUAAAGGAAUCUCGAUUUGCGAUCCAAUAAAUGGAAACUGCCAGUGUAAGCCUAAUGUUGUCGGACGCAAAUGUAACGAGUGUAAAAAUGGCUUCUGGAAUAUAAUUUCUGGAAAUGGUUGUGAAAAUUGUAAUUGUGACCCAAUCGGCAGCUAUAAUUCGUCAUGCGAUACCUACAGCGGUGAAUGUUACUGCAAACCAGGUAUUGUUGGCAAAAAAUGUGACAAAUGUACCGUCGCCCAUUAUGGAUUUUCCCCUGACGGAUGUAAAUCAUGCGACUGUGACCCAAGCGGAUCGAAGGGUUCGCAAUGCGACCAAUAUGGGCAAUGUCCAUGUUACGAUAAUGUUGAAGGAAGACGCUGCGAUCGUUGUAAAGAAAAUAAAUUCGACCGCCAUCAAGGAUGUCUUGACUGUCCUGCUUGCUAUAAUUUAGUACAAGAAGCCGCAAAUGAGCAUCGGGAAAAAUUGGAAAAUUUGAACAAAAUACUACAAGAAAUCCAAUCGAAGCCAAUUGUCAUUGAUGACAACGAGUUUGUAUCGAAAUUAAGAGCUGUACAAGAUAAGAUAGACAUCUUAGUAGAAGACGCGAAAAGUGGUUCUGGAGGUGGAGAGAAAACUCUCAACGAAUUGCUACAAGAUUUGGAGAAAAGAUUGGAAGCAGUUCGCGAUUUACUCAAUAACGCUGAUCAGUCUCAAGAAACAACAAAUUUCAAAAUACACAAAGGCUCUACAAACUCUACAAUAGCCAACAAUCAAAUACAGGAUGCCCGGAGAGAAUUGGAAAGCGCAGUGGAUUUGUUGCAAACCGAUGGCUAUGCUGCAUUAACCAAGGCUCGUGAUAUUUCAGGCCAUUUGGGUAACCAAACCAAUCAAAUAAGUGGAACUUCGAGAGAAGCACGACAGCAUGCCGAUCAAUUUAAGAAAGAAGCCGAUGAAAACAAAAGGCAGUCGGAAGAAGCUCUAGAAAAAGCAAGCAAGGCUUACAGUAUGGCCAAAAACGCAAUCAGUGUACAGUCAAAUGUUACCGAUGAGUUCAGAACAAAUAUUUCGAAUGAAGUGCAACAAGCAAAAGAAAAACUCAACACUGUGGCAAAACUUACCGAACAAGCGCUUACUAAAGCAAAUGAAGUAUACGAUGAAGCACUGUCAUCAUUUGCAGCAGUUAAUAGUUUAUCUCCUCCAAGUAUCGAUAUUGAUCAAAUUAAGAAAGAAUCUAACAAGUACACUAAGGAAGCCGACCGUAUAAACGCGGAUUUAGAUAAAACAAUUGAAGAUCAUGCAUCUCUGUUGACUGAUGUAAGCGAGAAUUUAGUUCUGGCCAGUACUAUGUUGGAAAGAGCCGAAUCUCAAAAGGAUGAUGCAAUAAGAGCAGUUGAUGAAUUGGAGUUUGCCAGAGAACUAGCCGAGAAGGCAGUAGCCGAAGGAGAUGGUACACUCAAAAAAGCUAAUUUCACUUAUCAUACUUUAUCGGGAUUCAAGAAUCAAGUUGAAGAAUCUAAACAAAGAGCGGCUGAUGCUCUGGAAUCAGUGCCAAGUAUCAAGCGACAAAUUGAUAAUGCAAUUGAGUUGAUUGCCAACUCUGAAGGAGCUUUACGAAGUGCAAACCAUAACGCAGUUGAGGCUAGAAACAAUGCUCAAGCAGCACAGAAAAAAUAUGCCGAAGAAGCAUCUAAACUUGCGGAAAACAUUAAAAAACGAGCGAACACAACUAAAAAUACUGCUCGUGAUUUGAGACAUGAAGCAGACCAGUUGAAUGGUCGUCUAGCCAAGACAGAAAAUAGUCUCGCAGAACGUGAGACGAACAUUCGGAAAGAUUUCAAUCUAACCAAAGAAGCCAAGGAAAAAGUUGGCCAGGCACAGCUCAACUCAAACGAAGCAAAAUCACAAGUGGAAAAAGCUAUGAAAGAAGUGAAAGCCAUAAUUGAUGAACUGGCUGAUCUGCGAGAUAUUGACACGGAUAGUUUGAAUGCUCUAGAUGAACGACUGGCAGCUGCAGAAAAAGAACUGGAAGAUGCUCAACUAACGAGCAAACUACAUGUGCUCAAUGAAUCGAAAAAUCUACAAACUCAAAAUAUAAAGAGCUACCAAAGGGAACUUGCAGAACUGGAAAAUGAAGUGGCGAACAUUAAAAUGAUUGCAGACUCUCUACCGGAAAGUUGCUAUAAAAGAACACGUCUCGAACCAUGAAAGAGGCUCUUCUCAUAAGUAACUUAAGUUUAAUUCAUGAUGCAAUUGAUCAAAUGACCAUAUUACUCAUUUAGAUAAAAAAAACGUCGAGUGUUCAAAAUUAAAAGUAGAUUUCAAUGUUUGCCAUUUUUAUAACAAUAACAUGUUUUAUACUAAUUUUAAAGCAUUUUUUCAAACGAGCUUACUCAUUUACGAACAAUUUGCUAUAUUUUAAAAUAAACGAGCAACUUGUAAUUAG
Molecule: messenger RNA, 5410 nt
Organism: Toxorhynchites rutilus septentrionalis
Lineage: Eukaryota; Metazoa; Arthropoda; Insecta; Diptera; Culicidae
Gene: LanB2
Product: laminin subunit gamma-1
Exons: 12
Coding region: 295-5172 (1625 amino acids)
Source: RefSeq, a predicted model, not a curated record